This is a messenger RNA of Trifolium pratense (red clover), 1143 nucleotides long. Its product is annotated as transcription repressor OFP13-like. Gene Ontology annotation, biological process: negative regulation of DNA-templated transcription. The transcript has a single exon. Bases 142 to 1050 code for a protein of 302 amino acids. NCBI's taxonomy places the organism in Eukaryota, Viridiplantae, Streptophyta, Magnoliopsida, Fabales, Fabaceae. The record is from RefSeq and is a predicted model, not a curated record.
ACCACAUCUGACUUGCCUUUAAUGCCCCCAAUCCAACUUCAUUACUCUCAUUUCAUUUGAAUUCAAUCCUCAUUUAUUCAUUUCCCAUCUUCUUUAAUUUUCUUGCCCCUAACAAGAAGAACAAAAAAAAAAAAAACAGAGAUGGUGAACAAAAAAACAUUGAACCUUUCUUCUCUUCUUAAAAACUCAGAACUCAAAUAUUCAUCUUCAUGGCCAUGGCCUUAUUGUCACCAACCAAAAACACUCUCUUUCAGAGCUGAAAACAUCAACAACAAAGAUGAUACAUUCAAAAUCAUCAACUCAGCUUACUUAGAUACUUCUGAAGAAUCCUUAACUGUUUCUCAAAAUUCUGAUUCAACUUUUUCAAAACCUUCUUUUGAUGAAUCCAAACAAAAUGAUUCGGUCGAAACUGUGAUUCGAGGAUUAUCUUCUGAUCGAUUUUUCUUCGAGCCAGAUGAGACUAAAUCGAUUUUAGAAGCUAAUAAUAAAGUUGUAGCAGUAGAAAGUGAAACUACUCAAAGCUUGCCAUUCAAAGAUAGUGUUGUGUUAUCUAUGGAAUCUCGAGAUCCUUAUGUCGAUUUUCGAAAAUCUAUGGAGGAAAUGGUAGAAACUCAUGAUGUUAAAGAUUGGGAAAGUCUUCAAGAGCUUUUGUGUUGGUAUUUGAAGGUUAAUGAGAAAAACAAUCAUGGUUAUAUUGUUGGUGCUUUUGUUGAUUUAUUGGUUGGUCUUGCAUUUGCUUCGUCUUCAUCAUCGUUUUCUUCUUCAUCUUCUUCGUCUUCUCGUUCUCCAUCUUCUCCUUUAUCGUUUUAUAGUUCUUCUUUGUCUUCGUCUUAUAGCACUCGAUGUGUUUCUUGUUUGGAAGGUCGCGGUGAAGAGGUUGAUACUCCAAGUUCUUCUUUGUUGUUAGAACAAGUUAGGGAGGAAGAAGAAGUUGAUACUCCGAGUUCUUCUUUGUUGUUAGAACAAGUUAGGGAGGAGAUUGAUCACGAAAAUGAAGUUGAAGCUUCAGAGUCUGAAACUUCAAUUUCAUCUUCGUCAUCAAGUACUUAAUUAAUGUAAGAUUCAUGGUAAUGAUUUUAAUUAUGUACACCAAGUAGUACUAAUUAAUAGUGUAUUAUAAAUUAGUAACAUUUUUUGUUUCAU